This is a messenger RNA of Colossoma macropomum (tambaqui), 3974 nucleotides long. It is a transcript of the gene gpm6ab, whose product is annotated as glycoprotein M6Ab. The transcript is spliced from 7 exons. The record is from RefSeq and is a predicted model, not a curated record. Lineage: Eukaryota; Metazoa; Chordata; Actinopteri; Characiformes; Serrasalmidae. Gene Ontology annotation, cellular component: plasma membrane; neuronal cell body; axonal growth cone. The coding region runs from base 338 to 1174 and encodes 278 amino acids. Gene Ontology annotation, biological process: neuron projection development.
GAGAGAGAGAGAGAGAGAGAGAGAGAGCUUCACGCUUGAGCGAGUUUUGGGCGCAGGGAGAGAGAGAGAGAGCAGUAGACGAAUGCAGCGGUGAAGGAGUGUGAGCGCGUGGAUGAAGUAAAGCUGAGAGGACUUCACUGGGUCACCACAUAGAACACACACACAGUCACUCACGCGUGCGUAGAGGAACCAACGAACACAGCGCGCGCUCUUUCGCACACCCGCACGCGCACGUACACUCGCUCACAGUCGCGCGCGGGAGAGCGGAGGCUCAAAGGCAUCGUAUAGAAGGCUUUGUUGAAUCGCGCCAAGUGCACUAAGACAAGGGCGAGCCGCAAUGGAGGAGAACAUGGAAGAAGGACAGACACAGAAAGGGUGCUCUGAGUGCUGUAUUAAAUGCCUGAGCGGGAUUCCCUAUGCCUCUCUCAUUGCCACCAUCCUGCUGUAUGCUGGUGUGGCGCUGUUCUGUGGCUGUGGUCAUGAAGCUCUCUCUGGCACCGUCACCAUCCUGCAGAACUACUUUGAAGUGGUCCGAUCACCAGUCGAUGCCCUGGAUGUCUUUACCAUGAUUGACAUUCUGAAGUAUGUGAUCUAUGGAGUGGCUGCAGCGUUUUUCGUCUAUGGGAUCCUGCUGAUGGUGGAGGGCUUUUUCACCACUGGUGCCAUCCGUGACUUGUAUGGAGAUUUCAAAAUCACCACCUGCGGCCGCUGUGUUAGUGCCUGGUUCAUCAUGUUGACCUAUGUCUUUAUGCUGGCCUGGCUUGGGGUCACCGCUUUCACCUCUCUGCCCGUCUUCAUGUACUUCAACAUCUGGAACACCUGCCAGAACACCACUCUGGUGGAGGGUGCCAACCUGUGCUUUGAUUUGCGCCAGUUUGGAAUCGUGACCACCAAUGAGGAGAAGAAAGUUUGCACAGGUUCGGAGAAGUUCUACAAGAUGUGCGAGUCUAAUGAGCUGGACCUGACAUUCCACUUGUUCGUGUGCGCUCUGGCGGGGGCAGGAGCAGCCGUCAUUGCCAUGGUGCACUACCUGAUGGUGCUGGCAGCUAACUGGGCCUACGUGAAGGACGCCUGCAGGAUGCAGAAAUAUGAGGACAUCAAGACCAAGGAGGAACAGGAGCUGCAUGAUAUCCACUCUACCCGCUCCAAAGAGCGCCUCAACGCUUACACAUAAACCACAUACACACUCUUACAAACACACACACACACAAACUCAUACACACAAACAUAGCCAAGCAUGCCCCCCCGUCCCUGAAGAACACACACACAAACACAUUCAUAUGUGUAAACAUGCUUAAUUACGUCUUUUAAAUUGAAUUUGAGUUGCAGGAUUAGGGAAUCAGGGAGGGUUCGGGGUGGAACAGGGGUUAAUUUUUUUUUUUUUAAAUUACGGGUGUGACGCAGAAUGUUGGUCAAGGGGAGUGAUGAUUAGCCCCAUGGCAACAUCUCUGACUACCCAUAACUCACCAGGAUUGAGACUUUAUUUCCACUACAUUUUAACAUCUUUAUUAUGUUCUUUCGUUCUUUAAUCUCUCUUCCUGUACCUUCCUUUUCACUUGUUUUUUCAAGCUCUUUUAAGACACAGACAGCACACCAUCCUACAGCACAUAAAAGAGUGACUUGUGUCUUUUUUCUUAUUUACACCACAUAACUCUCAUGGCCACCUUAGCUUUCUUGACACAAUUUUCCCACUUUCUCAACAUACCAAUCUUAAGUUACUCAAACAGGGCUCCACUUAUCGAAAGAACAAACCUUCCUUUUUAUUUUCAACCUUAAGAAACCAAAAUGUGACCAAACUUUGUAUGAUUUUACAGGUAAACUUUUCACAGCUGCCAAAACUUGGCAUCUUGCAACAGCAUUAAAAAACAAUGUACAGAUUCUUUUCCAGCAAAUUCUCUAUUGGUUGGGAGUGCCAGGGAUUUCAACACAGUACCAUAAAGUGACUUCUUACUACUGUUCUACUGUAGCUUGGCCUAACUCUGAAAUGUCUGCUAGCUGCUCUAAGUAAAUCAUGAAGCUGCAGCAUUGGUGCUUCGUCUCAAACUGUUCGUUAAGCUGUGAAGCGCAUAGUUGCUCUAGAAGUGGUAUGUCUUCAGGUGGGUUGUGGAGGAGGAGGAUGUGAGUAGAGGAAGUGAGGGAUUUUUUCCAAGACUGUCACCCUUUCUGAUCGACUGCCCAUUUAGGAUUUGCCUUGGAGAGACUCUGUAGAUAUCUUGAUUUUUCUCUCAUUCAUCACAAGCCAUAAUCUCAUUUGCAAAUAACAUUGUUCAUUUUUUUUGUUCCUUUUGCUUAGUUUUAGCUUUAACUUUUUAAAUGCAAGAUUUUUUGUCACUCCUCUGCACUGUAUAUAUAUAUACAUAUAUAUAUAACUCUAUAUAAAUGUAUACAUAUAUUUCACUUUGGUUUCAGGUCAUAUCUAAGAAGUUUAAAGAACAUGCACACUGACAUUUACACUCUUCAAGUGAAAGGUGCCACACAGGGUUCUUUCAGUGAUGCCAUAGAAGGACCACUUUUGGUUCCUUAAAGAAAUCUGACCAUUUAUAGGGUUUUAGAGCUUUUACAUUAUGCAGAAGAUCUUUCCAGUUUCUUUAAUCAGUCAAAUCUUCAUACAAGCAACUGUAUUUUAAUAUGCUCUACUCAAGAACCCAGGCAAGAGAAUAGGGAGAACAAAAAACACAUGCAAUAGUAAAACAUUGUGAGAGUGAAAUAAAGUAAAAUAAUAAAAAAAGAAUAAUUGUAAGUAAAAUGAAAUACAUAAAUUAGAAACACAAGCAAAAAUAUGAAUAACAGUUACCUUAAAAUCUUGUUUUGUUUCUAAAAAAGAUUCUCUAAACCAACAUCCAGUGAAUUUUCUUUAGGGUACCAAAUGUGGUUCUUCCAUUCUGUUGCAUAAAGAACCCUUUUCCUUUAUUUUUCAGAGUGUUGGUGAUACUCUUGAGAUCACUGCUGGGGAUAAAACAAAACAAAAAAAGUAUCCAGAUCUAAAUGGCAAGUCUAAUAAUUAGAACCACUGGUCCUGUUGCCAAAUUAAAAAAAAGAGAAAAAAAUGACAUACAAGGGUUUAAUUUACAGUUUGCCAAAAUAUUUCAUUUAAUGGCACAGAAUGUCCUAAAUGAAUAAAAACUUGAUAUAUAUAUAUACACUUUAUGUACUAUUCUUGAACAUGGACCAAACUCAAUCUUGCCUAUUUCAAUGUCCCUGAGUUUGCAGAAGUGUCUCAUGAUUCUGUUGCCUGACGAUAGAGGUUUUUGUCAGUGUUUCAAAAACAAACUUACACAAAUGAAGCUAGUAUUUUUUGUGCACUUAUUGACCAUUGUGAGCUCUUUCUCAGUGUAAGUGCAUUUGGAUUCAAGGCUGAAUCCCUGUACUGUUAUUAGUCAUACGGCAUUGGUUUUUAAACAGAAAAAAAAAGAAAACUGUAUUAGGUAAAGACAGUGAACAUAGCUGUUAUUUGUGGCAUGGUUAUGCAUUUAUGAUAAUAGUUUUAACUGACUCAAAGAAAAAAAAAUUAAAGGAAAAAAAAAGUCCUGCUUUAUUUUGAUUUUUACACAUUGUCUUGCUGAGGUCAGCUCUUUUUUUCCUCUUGCUAAGCUAACAGUAUUAAAAGCUAAAUAUCUUACUAGGUUGUAGUGUUUGAGUUUCGUCCUCUCUAGUUUGUAAUGAUUUUCAAAACCAUGUCUUAAAACAAAUGACUUGUUAUGAUGUUGCGUAUACAGUAUUAACCAGACGAUGCUUUAAGCUCGCCCUCUCUCUCUUUCUCUCUCUCUCUCUCUCUCUCUCUCUCUCUCUCUCUCUCCCUCCUCGUAUUAGUUUUUUGUACUUUCACUAAGAAUGCUUUGUAGCCGGCUGUAAAAUUAAUCAGUUUUGUACAUAAAUGUGCCAACAGCUUGACAGUGGCUUUUUUGUUUUUUUUGAACUGUAGGAACAAACUUGCUUGCGUAAAUAAAGACACUUGUGUACUUGUUAAUAAUUAA